Messenger RNA from Coccomyxa subellipsoidea C-169, 867 nucleotides. RefSeq lists its product as hypothetical. Lineage: Eukaryota; Viridiplantae; Chlorophyta; Trebouxiophyceae; Coccomyxaceae. Gene Ontology annotation, biological process: protein quality control for misfolded or incompletely synthesized proteins. The transcript has 6 exons. The coding region runs from base 1 to 651 and encodes 216 amino acids. Gene Ontology annotation, molecular function: ATP-dependent peptidase activity; serine-type endopeptidase activity; ATPase binding. Gene Ontology annotation, cellular component: endopeptidase Clp complex. The record is from RefSeq and is a predicted model, not a curated record.
AUGCCUCAACUGCAAGGAGAUGCUACAGAGCAGACACCUCCUGACCUGCCUUCCUAUCUGUUCAAGGAGCGCAUUGUCUACUUGGGGAUGUCUCUGGUGCCUGCUGUGACAGAGCUGCUACUCGCUGAGCUGUUGUACCUGCAAUAUGAUAACCCGACACGGCCAAUCUUCAUGUACAUUAACUCGGCAGGCGUCCAGAAAGGAGGAGACAAGUUGGGCUACGAGUCAGAGGCGUUCGCCAUCUAUGACACCAUGAAGUACAUAAAGCCAGAAGUGCACACGCUUUGUGUUGGUAAUGCCUUUGGGGAAUCUGCUAUGCUUCUAGCAGCUGGAACACCGGGCAAGCGCGGCGCUCUCCCCUCCUCAACCAUCAUGCUUCGGCAGCCCAUGCAGAGAUUUGCGCAGAUGCAGGCCUCUGACAUUGACAUCUACAGGAAUGAGCUUCGCAAGACGAAGAAUGAGAUCGUGCAUCUCCUGGGGAAGCACAUCGGGAAGGAUGCUGAUGAGAUCGAGCGUGUCAUUGCACGCCCAACAUACUUCAACCCAUAUGAGGCUGUUGACUUUGGCAUCAUUGACUCGGUCCUGGAGCCAAAUGAAGAGGUAAUUAGGCAAGUUGUCAGAGACAGCGCUCAGAGGAAGGCUCCCUUGUGAGAAAAGAGCCAGAGAAGGGCGCGCGCGUCGGCGUGCCAGCAGACAUGCCUCAUGCUUAUCUUGACUCUCAUCCACAUGCAAAUCUGCAUGGCAAAUGCCUUGUGUGCGCCUGUUUCCCAAAUUUUCACCGCAUCGCCUCCUGUUGGGAGAUGCCCUGUCUUGCCGGUUGUCACGGCAGGACACACAUCAUUGGUGUAAGGACAAUGCAGUGCAUGC